Messenger RNA from Colletotrichum spaethianum, 3453 nucleotides. Its product is annotated as DNA repair and recombination protein RAD26. The coding region runs from base 1 to 3453 and encodes 1150 amino acids. Gene Ontology annotation, molecular function: ATP binding; ATP-dependent chromatin remodeler activity. NCBI's taxonomy places the organism in Eukaryota, Fungi, Ascomycota, Sordariomycetes, Glomerellales, Glomerellaceae. Gene Ontology annotation, biological process: transcription-coupled nucleotide-excision repair. The transcript is spliced from 2 exons. Gene Ontology annotation, cellular component: nucleus. The record is from RefSeq and is a predicted model, not a curated record.
AUGACACCCAACAAAGAAGAUGACCUGGGUGGUGGUGAGUCCGUCGGCGAGCGAAGCAAGGCUGUCGCCACCACAGACAAUAACCCGAAGACAACCAAAUCCGACUCGGGCGACCAUUCCGAUGAGGCUGCAUUUCUGCGAAAUAUCACAGCCGACAUCCGAGAUCAAGAUGACCUAGAGCGUGAUAUCACCACGCAAGCCAACGCUGCUUUGGUUGAAGCAGAAGAUAAGAAGGACAAGCAGCGGAUCGAGAAGUUAGAGGUAAAUAAAGAAAAGCUUGAGGUCAAGAGAGGCGAACAGCAAAAGAAGCUGGAGGGGGCUCGUCGUAACCCCUACCAGUCUCGGAAUAUUCAGAAGGAAAUAGAUAAGCUCGAUCUCGAGAUUGAGUGCAUCGUCAACGACAUCUCUGACUGCCAAGCCCGUAUAGAAAAGAGACGGGAGGAGGUUGCUGUGAUCGAAGAUCCGGUCAAGAGCAAGUCUCGAAGACUGCCUGGCGAAUCUAACCGAGAGUUCCUUGUCCGAACUGGAAAGAUCACUCCUUUUGCUAAUAUCGGCGGUGAGCGGCCGGCUGGUCUCGAAGGCGAGCUUGCAGACGUUCUCGUUGAAGCCGAGGAAGAUGCAGCAGCAGAGGAAUUUCGGAGCGACGACGAAGAACCCAAGUCCCACCAAGUGUUGCGAAUGCCCGGGUUUGCGGAGCAACCUGAAACCGCGCCGGGUUCCAUUGAGAGUGAAUUCUCUCUUCGCCCGAGAAAGAAACGCAAGACGGAUCACGAUGAAUCCUCCGACGACUUCGAACCGACAGCUGCAAGUUCACCAGAGGGCCAAUACGCCUCUGACACUAGUGAGGAAGAAGCGACUGGCCGCAAGCGAAAGAAGGGCAAGGCGAAGAAGAAGGCUGCCGACGCCACAGUCACUGUCGACGGAGCGAAGAUAGAUCUGAGUAGCGUCGACGAUGGAAACGAGGCCGUAUAUCAAGCACGUCUUGCUGACUGGGUUAGAAGACGCAGCAGAGCACGCCAGCAUCGAAACGAUAUUGAUGGGGUUCCUUCGGUUGAGGAUGACAGUCAAGAAGAGUGGUUCAAGCCAUCGCCCGACCAUCCAGAUCAUGAAUUUGGCAACAACCUGAAGCUUCCCGGAGACAUCCAUCCGUCGCUGUUCGCAUACCAGAAGACCGGUGUUCACUGGCUUGCAGAGCUCUAUGAGCAGGGCGUGGGCGGCAUUAUCGGAGACGAGAUGGGCUUGGGAAAGACAGUACAAGCAAUUGCCUUCGUCGCGGCAUUGCAUUACAGCAAGAAACUUGACAAGCCCGUCAUCGUCGUCGUCCCUGCGACUGUAAUGCAGCAGUGGGUCAACGAAUUUCACCGCUGGUGGCCUGCCUUACGAGUGUCGAUUUUGCAUUCGUCAGGCAGCGGCAUGGUGAAUGUAAACGAGGAUGAUGACGAUAAAUCCUAUUACGGGGGUGGCAAGAACGGCCCCGCCGCGCACCAUAUCAUCAAGCGCGUUGUUAAGCAUGGCCACGUUUUGGUCACGACUUAUGCCGGCUUGCACUCUUACAAUGACGAGCUUUUGUCUCAUGAAUGGGGAUACGCGAUUCUCGAUGAAGGCCACAAGAUCCGGAACCCGAACGCAGAGGUCACCGUCGCAUGCAAGAAGCUUAACACUCCACAUCGCUUGAUUCUCUCAGGCACGCCAAUCCAGAACAAUUUAGUCGAGCUCUGGUCGCUGUUCGAUUUCAUCUAUCCCAUGAGGUUGGGCACACUCGUGAACUUUAGGCACCAGUUCGAAAUGCCCAUCCGGAUGGGUGGCCAUGCAAACGCGACCAACCUGGCCGUUUUGACCGCCGAGAAAUGCGCAACGACCCUCAAGGAGACUAUCAGCCAAUACCUUCUUCAACGACUCAAGACCGACGUUGCGUCAGAUUUGCCAGAGAAGACAGAGCAAGUGCUGUUCUGCAAGCUGACCCCGGAGCAAAACGAGGAAUACGUCCGGUUCAUUCACUCGGAUGCCGUCUCCCAGAUCAUGGCCAAGAAACGGCAAGCCUUGUACGGUAUCGACAUACUGCGGAAGAUCUGCAACCAUCCAGACCUCGUCAACGUAAGGAAGAAGAGCCAGCCGGGUUACGAUUGGGGAAGCCCCAGAAGAUCCGGUAAGCUGCAGAUGGUGGGCGAGCUCCUUCCGAUGUGGAAGCGAUUUGGUCACAAGACGCUCUUGUUCUCCCAAACCAAAAUCAUGCUUGAUAUCCUUCAAGAGUUUAUUGGAAGAAUGGACGGAAUGACAUACCUUCGAAUGGAUGGCGAAGUAGCUGUGGACAAGAGACAGGCCUUGAUCGAUCGGUUCAAUAAUGACCCGUCAAUUGAUGUUUUCCUUCUCACCACCAGGACAGGCGGUUUGGGUGUUAACCUGACUGGCGCAACCAGGAUCGUCAUCUACGACCCUGACUGGAACCCAUCGACGGACUUGCAGGCCAGAGAGAGAGCUUGGCGGCUGGGUCAGACGAAGCCAGUCGCGAUUUAUCGACUGAUGACAUCGGGCACCAUCGAGGAGAAAAUCUACCACCGGCAGAUCUUCAAGCAGUUCAUGACGAACAAGGUCCUCAAGGACCCAAAGCAGCGGGCCAACUUCGAUUUGUCUGACCUAUACGAUCUCUUCAGCUUUGGUGACAAUAGCCACAGCAUGGCGAGCGCCAAUAGAAGCAAGGUUUUUGAGGGAGCCGAGGUCAAAUACAAGUCGGAGACGAACGACCAGCCAGGAAAGCCCUCCAAGAAUGCGGUACCCAUAUCUUCUAUCAAGGCCGAAGACGAAGUCGAGAGAGUUCGCAAGCUCGCCGGCGUCGCUGCGGUGGAGGAGUUCACGGAGGAUAAAACCCCUGAAGACGAGAAACGCAUUACGGAGAGUCUCUUUUCCCGGACCGUCGAGAGUGCCUACGAACACGACCAAAUCAUGAAUGGCAAGAAACGGGUGCAGGCAGAUCCGGCGAUGAACCAGAGAGAGGCGCGCAGGUUUGCUGCCCAAGCAGAAGCUGCUCUGCGACAGGCAGGCGAGGUGGCACGUCGCACGCCAAUCGGCACCGUUACCUGGACCGGCGAGGUUGGCGAAGCCGGUCGUCCCAUUGCGCAGCGUCGGCGCGGAGGUGUGAAUUCCUCGAGCGUCAUGUCCGCAUUGGCCGAUCGCCAGGGGCUCAGUGCGCCAGGCAGUGGGACGAGUUCACGAUCGGGCACUCCGGGCGUCGAGAAAAACCUUAGGGAGAAGGACUUUGUCCCUCUGAUCCAAACCUUCAUAAGACGACAGGGAGGCAAGGCGCCCUCCAAGAUGGUAGUGGACCACUUCAACCCCUACUGCCAGAAGGCGAAGCAAAUCGGGGAAUUCAAGAGUGCUCUGGAUAAGGUGGCCGUGCUAAGCAAGUCUGGUGGCACAGGCAGGGGCCUGUGGACUCUGAAGCCCGCUUACAAGUAG